This is a messenger RNA of Pygoscelis adeliae (Adelie penguin), 786 nucleotides long. Its product is annotated as olfactory receptor 4N5-like. Gene Ontology annotation, cellular component: membrane. Gene Ontology annotation, biological process: G protein-coupled receptor signaling pathway. Gene Ontology annotation, molecular function: olfactory receptor activity. The record is from RefSeq and is a predicted model, not a curated record. NCBI's taxonomy places the organism in Eukaryota, Metazoa, Chordata, Aves, Sphenisciformes, Spheniscidae.
AUGACGUCACAUGGGGUUUUGCAACUGGGAUCACCCAUGUAUUUUUUCCUGCCCAGUUUGGCAUUCUUGGACAUCUGCUAAUCUGUGACCACACCCAAAAUGUUGGCUGACUUUUUCUCAUACCAUAAGACCAUCUCCUACAGUGCCUGCAUGGCCUAGCUUUUCUUCCUCCACUUCCUGGGAGCACCUGAAGCUUUCCUGCUCAUGGUCAUGGCCUAUGACCAUUAUGUAGCCAUUUGCAAACCUCUUCACUACACCAGGCUUGUGAACAGGGGGGUAUGCUGUGUCCUGGUUGGAGCUACAUGGGGUGUGGGCUUCAUCCAUGGCAUCAUUAUUUCCUCUCAGCAUCCACCUCCCUUAUGUGGUCCCAACAUCCUGGACAACUUCUGUGAUGUCCAUCAGCUGACCAAGUUGGCCUGUGCCAACACUUACAUAGUGGAGCUUUUGAUGUUCCCCAACAACAGAGUUGUUAUUGUUAUGUGCUUUACACUUCCCCUAAUCUCCUACACUGUCCUAUUGCUGAAGCUCCAGACACAGUCCUUCAAGGCAAAGAACAAAGUAGCCUCCACCUGUGUUUCCCACAUCAUUGUUGUUUUUGUUAUGCGUGGCCCAGCUAUGUAUACCUAUGACUUACCCUUCCAAGCUGUCCCAAUGGAAAAAGUUGUUGCUGUUUUCCAUAUGGUCAUCUUCCCCUUGACUAAUCCCAUGAUCUAUAUCCUGCGUAACAAGGAGAUCAAAGGCUCAAUGUGGAAGCUGGGAGAAUGUGCAAGUCACUGGAUGAUCUAG